AUUAUUGAUAGAGAGAGAUAUUCUGUCUUAUCUUCCUGCUUCAUUGGUUUAACUUUUUUGCCUUUAUUCACCGCGUUUGUUCAAGCAAAACAAAAGCCACAAUGCUGAUUAAAGUUAAGACCCUGACUGGUAAAGAAAUAGAAAUCGACAUCGAGCCCACAGACAAGGUGGAGAGAAUAAAAGAAAGAGUGGAGGAAAAAGAGGGAAUUCCACCCCAGCAACAGCGACUCAUCUACAGUGGAAAACAGAUGAACGAUGAGAAAACAGCAGCAGACUAUAAAAUCCAGGGAGGCUCUGUAUUGCAUCUGGUCCUUGCGCUAAGAGGAGGGCGAGUGCAUCAACACCCCAACAACCUCCUGCAGGCCUUAUAAACACCAGACCUGCCCUCAGCAGCAAAGGUGACCUGGCAGCCUCAACACACACGCCACUCUUCCCUAAACAAUCAUCUGACCCAAACUCCACAGUGGCGACUCUGCUGGUUAUUGUGUAACAAAGUGUCUAUGUCCUGUAGCAAACUACAGCUUCUUCCUGUCCGCAUCACUCUUCCCCUAAUUUAUCCUUCUUAGAGAACUGUCACGCUUGGUUGAAGUUUACGAUGAGUGAUGCUGAAGUUAUUGUUAAAGUGAAACUGAUGCAAUAGGAUUAUUAGUCAAUAAAACACAGUAUUGACAUUUUUCUCCCCUG
Molecule: messenger RNA, 684 nt
Organism: Ictalurus punctatus (channel catfish)
Lineage: Eukaryota; Metazoa; Chordata; Actinopteri; Siluriformes; Ictaluridae
Gene: nedd8
Product: NEDD8 ubiquitin like modifier
Biological process (GO): regulation of proteolysis; modification-dependent protein catabolic process; protein neddylation
Cellular component (GO): cytoplasm; nucleus
Molecular function (GO): protein tag activity; ubiquitin protein ligase binding
Source: RefSeq, marked provisional